This is a messenger RNA of Propithecus coquereli (Coquerel's sifaka), 1168 nucleotides long. It is a transcript of the gene CITED4, whose product is annotated as Cbp/p300-interacting transactivator, with Glu/Asp-rich carboxy-terminal domain, 4. The transcript has a single exon. The record is from RefSeq and is a predicted model, not a curated record. Gene Ontology annotation, cellular component: nucleus. The coding region runs from base 184 to 732 and encodes 182 amino acids. Gene Ontology annotation, biological process: regulation of DNA-templated transcription. Lineage: Eukaryota; Metazoa; Chordata; Mammalia; Primates; Indriidae.
UCUGCGCGUAGCUCGGGACGUCCGGACCGGGCUGGGGUACGAGCCGGGUUUGGAUUCCCUUUGCGCGGCUGCGCUGCAGCGACGGCACGGUGCCCGGGUUUCCCGCCGCAGAGGAGCAGCUAGCCCGGGGGAGCCCACGCUGACCGCCCGCCUGUUGCCCGCGCAGGCAGCCGGCCCGCCGCCAUGGCCGACCACCUGAUGCUCGCCGAGGGCUACCGCCUGGUGCAGCGGCCGCCGCCCGCCGCGCCCGCCCUCGGCCCUCACGCGCUCCGGACUCUGCAGCCGUACGCCGGCCCGGGCCUGGACAGCGGGCUGCGGCCGCGGGGGGCUCUGCUGGGGCCGCCGCCGCCCCCACCCGGGGCCCUGGUGUUCGGGGCCUUCGGGCCGCCGUCCUCCUGCCAGCCCUUUCCGGCGGUGCCGCCGGCGGCCGCGAGCAGCGCACACCUGCAGCCUGCGGCGACGCUGUACCCGGGCCGGGCGACCGCGCCCCCCGCUCCCCCAGGAGGCUCCCCGGGCCCGCAGCCCGCGCCCGCCACCGCGGCCCCGCCGCCUGCGCACGCCCUGGGCGGCAUGGACGCCGAGCUCAUCGACGAGGAGGCGCUGACGUCGCUAGAGCUCGAGCUCGGGCUGCACCGCGUGCGCGAACUGCCCGAGCUCUUCCUGGGCCAGAGCGAGUUCGACUGCUUCUCGGACUUGGGGUCAGCGCCGCCCGCUGGCUCGGUGAGCUGCUGACUGCCCGUCGGACUCCACGCCCAGCGAUGGGCCCGCACGCACCCUCCGUGAGGGUGGAGACGGCGGGUUUGAGCGCGGAGCCGGGCAGCGUCCCUCCAGGCCCUGCCUACUGCGGGGUGACAGUUUGGCUUCACUUCUUUGACCCUAGCCUCGGCGGUAAAGUGAAGGAGACUGGCCCAGCUUUCUGACUCCCGGUUCUUGGAUUCUGUGUUCUCUCUCUUUCCUCGCUCCCCUCCCAAUCUGAGCCAUUGCAGGCCUCUGCCUGAUUUCCCCCUCUCUCCUCGUGCCACACUCUACCGGGAUUAGGUCCCCGGAGCCACCAACCACUGAGCCCCGACUCCCGCUACCUGGGCCCUGGGCCUCCCACCUCGGGGAAGGGAAGGUUGUACAGCCCUAACCCAUGGAGCAGUGCCCCAUCUGGCCUCCAAAACCAAAA